Messenger RNA from Brettanomyces bruxellensis, 804 nucleotides. RefSeq lists its product as uncharacterized. The transcript has a single exon. Lineage: Eukaryota; Fungi; Ascomycota; Pichiomycetes; Pichiales; Pichiaceae. The coding region runs from base 1 to 804 and encodes 267 amino acids. The record is from RefSeq and is a predicted model, not a curated record. Gene Ontology annotation, biological process: calcium-mediated signaling.
AUGCCAACAAAUUCAAUUAUAAUACCCGGUGAAGGAUAUUUGGAACCCGAUUGUGUGAAGUUGCUAGAUGAGCUUCUUGGUUUGAUCAAAUCUAUCAUUCCCGAGGGGGAAAGCAUCAAGGUAUCGAAAUUGCCUUUUUUCAAUAGAAUAAUCCUUGUGUUUUCACAGAUUCAAUAUGCUCAGCAGAUACAUGACUUAUUGCAGGAUGUUGGUAUUGAAAGUUUUUAUGCGUUACGAAAUAACGAGGUUGAUGAUCAAGAAUCGGAAUUAUUAAGUACCGGGAAGAUCGAAAAUAUUAGUGAAGUGGAGCCAGUGAACUCCAGAAUGCCAAUUAAAGGGAGAAAUAGAUUAGAACCACCACCAAACACAAUACAACUUAAAUCACCACCGGCAUCACCAUAUUUAGGGUGGGUUAAUGAAGCUGAGGACCCUCCUGACGAAAUGACAGUGACAGAUCCAAGAUCGUUAGCAGAUAUAUUAUACGAACCAUCUGAAUGCAAACCGGAUGAGUUGCGAAGGGUAUUCAGUAGAAGAGGAAGUAUAAACAGAUUCUCUGAUGAUGAAGAAUUAGAAGAUUUCGAUCUUGGGGAAGGCGAAAACGACGUUGAAAAUGUAACUGUAUACGGCAAAGAUCACAAUCUUUCCGCUGGAAAAAAGUCUCGAAACAUGAAGCCUAUUAAUAUAGGCACAAACCGAUCGGACAAGAAUAUUCCUGUGCUGAUGAUAGGGAAUGAGGAAGCAGAGCAUUUAAGGGCGGUGUCGAAAAAGUUGGAGAGUGCUAACCAUCAGGAGACAGAUUUAUGA